Sinocyclocheilus anshuiensis is the source of this 1771-nucleotide messenger RNA. RefSeq names its product integrin beta-1-like. Gene Ontology annotation, biological process: cell adhesion mediated by integrin; cell migration; cell-matrix adhesion. Gene Ontology annotation, cellular component: cell surface; integrin complex; focal adhesion. Gene Ontology annotation, molecular function: protein kinase binding; integrin binding; collagen binding involved in cell-matrix adhesion. Bases 279 to 1748 code for a protein of 489 amino acids. The record is from RefSeq and is a predicted model, not a curated record. NCBI's taxonomy places the organism in Eukaryota, Metazoa, Chordata, Actinopteri, Cypriniformes, Cyprinidae. The transcript is spliced from 12 exons.
ACACGCGAUAAACGCAGCCAGCGGAAUACUCCUCUUCACAGCGGAGACACGCAGAAUGGACUGUUUGCUGUGAUUUGUUUGUGACUGACGGAUUUAAGAGAGGCUCUUUUAGGGUUAUAGAGAAACAGAAGGAUACACAUUGACAAAAGACCCCUAUGAGGCUUCGAACGUGAAGAGAGAAAACUAGUAAUAAAAGCCAUAAGGUCAGUUAAUGUUGCUGGAAGUCAUUGAUGUCACAUUGAAACUGAUUGGAAAGAAAUCAAUCUCCGACCAACAAGAUGGACCUGAAGCUACUUUUCAUGUCAACAUUAUUCGGGAUCAUUUGUUGCAGCAGCGCACAGCAAGAGGGCAACGAGUGCAUCAAAGCCAACGCUUUAUCCUGUGGCGAGUGCAUACAAGUGGGGGCUAAAUGUGGAUGGUGCACUGAUACACAGGAGUUUCUGAAGCAGGGCGAGCCGACGUCAGCGCGCUGUGAUGAGCUGGAGUCGCUCAGGAAGAGAGGCUGCGACAAGAUCGAGAACCCUCACGGGAGCCAAAGGAUCCUCAAGAACAAAGCAGUGACCAACCGCAAGAAAGGAGCAGAGAAACUCCGACCCGAGGACAUUACACAGAUCCAGCCUCAGAAACUCAGCCUCAACCUCAGAUCCGGGGAACCUCAGAAUAUCAAACUGAGGUUCAAGAGGGCAGAGGACUAUCCCAUAGACCUGUACUACCUGAUGGACCUGUCCUACUCCAUGAAGGAUGACUUGGAGAACGUCAAGAACCUAGGGACUAGUCUGAUGAAGGAAAUGUCCAAGAUCACCUCAGAUUUCAGAAUAGGUUUUGGCUCUUUUGUGGAGAAGACGGUGAUGCCGUAUAUCAGCACGACUCCAGCCAAGCUCCUGAACCCCUGCACAGGGGACCAAAACUGCACCAGCCCCUUCAGCUACAAGAACGUGCUGAAACUCACCAGCAACGGGCAGCAGUUCAACAGUCUGGUGGGACAACAGCAGAUAUCUGGCAACCUGGACUCACCUGAGGGGGGGUUUGAUGCCAUCAUGCAAGUGGCAGUCUGUGGAGAUCACAUCGGCUGGAGAAACGUCACUCGUUUGUUGGUGUUCUCCACAGACGCAGGUUUCCAUUUUGCCGGCGAUGGCAAACUAGGUGGAAUCGUGCUUCCCAAUGAUGGGAAAUGCCACUUAGAAAACAGCAUGUACACCAUGAGCCAUUAUUACGAUUACCCGUCCAUCGCCCACCUGGUUCAGAAACUGAGUGAAAACAACAUUCAGACCAUCUUUGCAGUUACAGAGGAGUUUCAGCCUGUUUACAAAGAACUUAAAAACCUGAUCCCAAAGUCUGCAGUCGGGACACUUUCAGCAAACUCCAGCAAUGUUAUCAAUCUUAUUAUUGAUGCCUACAAUUCUCUUUCCUCAGAGGUGAUCCUUGAGAACAGUAAGCUUCCUGAAGGAGUGACCAUCACCUAUCAGUCGCGCUGUAAGAACGGAGUGGUGAAUGAGGGAGAGAACGGAAGAAAGUGCUCUAACAUCUCCAUCGGAGACGAGGUAUCAUUUAACAUUAAUAUCACGGCUCAAGGCUGCCCCAAACAAGGCAAACCUGAAAGCAUUAAGAUCAAGCCCCUGGGCUUCACUGAGGAGGUGGAGAUCUUGCUCAACUUCAUCUGCGAGUGUGAAUGUCACAAACACGGCAUCAAGAACAGUGACAUGUGUCAUAACGGCAACGGCACGUUUGAGUGUGGAGCCUGCAGGUGAGACUCUCCUCACAUAACAGUCCU